UCAGUUGUGCCAUAACUGGAGAGAUGUAAAGAAAUUUUUCGUGCCUAAAUUCAACGUGAAUAUGUUUUCCCCAAUAAUUUGGAGACGAUUGGGCAUCGGCCUAAAAAUUCAGGACUUAACUGACAUAUUUUUUGACAAAAUUAUCCAAUUAAUUCAAAAAUAUUACAUGCCUAAUGACUAUUUGUGCAAACUUUUCAACAUCAUUGAUGAUGAAAGUUCUGUGUGCACCUACUCAAAUCACAUUUAUAACAACUUGUGGGAUUUCAAAUCGAUAAUUGCACUUGAUGAAAGGAACCAUAAUAAAAUUGCUGGUGUCUUGGUGUUAAGAAAAGUUACAUUAUUCGAAUAUGGCAGGGCGAUUAGUAGGGCAUCCCUUGUUGAAGGAAAAAGUUACAUUCAAAUGACGGAGAUUGCAAACAAAUUGCAAAAAGGAAUUGACGUUUUUGAUAUAUUCCACUGUGAUCAAGUACUCAGAUACUAUUUGUUGUGCGUCCUCCCUGAGUAUAGAAAAAUGGGUACCACGCAAAUAAUUAAAAUUGACUACUUUAUAGAUUUGAGUGUAGGUUUAGGUAUGAAUCUGUUCGAUGUGGCCAUUGAUGUUGCUCGGAUGUAUCAAAUUCCGGUCGUAAUACAUUUUAGUGACCAUGUAGGCCUAAAGAACGUGGCACAAAGGGUUCAGAUGGAAGUAGUAAACGAAUUAGAGUUUUGCAAAAUAGAAGGACUUGAAAGCGGCUUAAUUCGUAAAGGUGACAUGUUUUCGUACAUGGCUGGUAAAGUACCACCCGAACCCAUACCUGAGCCACUUAAAAAACCCGAUGACGGGAAAAAGAAAGGAAAGAAAGGGAAGAAAGGAAAGAAAGGGAAAAAGGAAAAGAAGGGCAAAAAGAAAAAAUAAAUAUAUCUAA
This is a messenger RNA of Aethina tumida (small hive beetle), 905 nucleotides long. RefSeq lists its product as uncharacterized. Lineage: Eukaryota; Metazoa; Arthropoda; Insecta; Coleoptera; Nitidulidae. The record is from RefSeq and is a predicted model, not a curated record. The transcript is spliced from 4 exons. Bases 62 to 895 code for a protein of 277 amino acids.